AUGGGAACAGGAGACCGACUACUCGAUAUCCCGUGCAAUGUAUGCGGGGACCGUAGCUCCGGAAAGCACUACGGGAUCUACAGCUGCGACGGUUGCUCAGGGUUUUUCAAGAGAAGCAUUCACAGCAAUCGGGAGUACACCUGCAAAGCACAGGGUGCUAUGAAAGGGCGCUGCCCUAUCGACAAGACUCAUCGGAAUCAGUGUCGAGCAUGUCGACUUACUAAGUGCUUCCAAGCCAGCAUGAACAGAGACGCAGUACAACACGAGCGAGGACCCAGGAAGCCGAAACCACACUCGGUUCUUUCUGACAAACACCACCAGCAACAAAGUCCCGUCGUGGCGCAGAUCUCGCCCCAGUUGUCGCCACAUCCAGGAACGCCCAUUCAUCACGAGGCACCGCGCAUCGACCUGACCAGGACUCAUCUAUUGUCUCAUCACAGGCGACUGAGAUGCGACCAAAGGCCGGUUCCUUAUCCGCGAACUGUGUCCCUCGUCCAGAAACCGUCGGAAGAUUCUCCAUCCCCUGCUCCCCGAAAUUUGCCUCCUCCACCUCCUGCUGGAAAUGGUCUUUAUCACACGGCCACCGUCACUCUCGGCUCUCAGCCUCCUUUGCUACACAAUCUCAUAUCGGCCGAGAAAUGUCAAGAAUUUGUAUGGGGCACUGGCUUACAACCGGAAGGCGAGGGGUCCUUGGAUCAAUCGGAAGCGGAAACUAGUCAUAGUCCUGUGGGGCUCAGCCCAACCUGGGAAGUGCUACAGGAGACAACUGCACGACUUCUUUUUAUGUCUGUACGAUGGGUCCGCUGUCUGGGACCUUUUCAAACCCUGUCGAAAGAAGACCAACUACUGUUGCUACAACAGGCUUGGACCCAGUUGUUUCUCCUACAUCUUGCACAGUGGUCUAUAUCCUGGGACAUCACGGGUCUUUUCGAGGGAGAACAAGUCCGCGAAAGAUUACCACCUGACGCUGAAUCUCGUCUCGAGCUCGCCACUAUUCAGAAAAUAAUGUGCAGAUUCAGACAACUCUCGCUCGAUGGAGGGGAAUGCGGCUGCUUGAAAGCAAUUGUCCUUUUUACCCCCGAAACUACGGGACUCCGGGACGUCCAGUCCGUCGAACUGCUGCAGGAUCAGGCGCAAUGUAUCCUUGGAGAUUACAUAAGAUCGCGUUAUCCACAACAGCCAAUGAGAUUUGGAAGGCUAUUGUUGUUGCUGCCACAUUUAAGGGCGGUGAAAUCGACCACCGUGGAACUUUUGUUCUUUCGGGAGACCAUUGGGGAGAUUCCGAUAACAAAUCUUCUCGAUAAAAUGUACCAGCGUUACUAUACUUAA
Molecule: messenger RNA, 1329 nt
Organism: Orussus abietinus
Lineage: Eukaryota; Metazoa; Arthropoda; Insecta; Hymenoptera; Orussidae
Product: nuclear receptor subfamily 2 group E member 1
Exons: 9
Coding region: 1-1329 (442 amino acids)
Biological process (GO): cell differentiation; regulation of transcription by RNA polymerase II; anatomical structure development
Molecular function (GO): zinc ion binding; nuclear receptor activity; RNA polymerase II cis-regulatory region sequence-specific DNA binding
Source: RefSeq, a predicted model, not a curated record